AUGCCCUAUUCUGAUAGGCUUGACCAGUCCUCUAUGGCCGUAGAGACUGAGACUUCUAACACACACCUGUGCAUGCAGCCACAACGUCCUCAAGGAUAUUCGGCUGCGGCUUCACACUCUGCACAAAUCGCAAGCGACUCGCCAAAACUGACUGGCAGCAGUCUCUUGUCCUCCAAUGGAGAACAACUGUUACCACACAUCAGUAUACGAGGCGAGAAAUUCGACGCCAGCAGCUCUUCCUCCAUGACUAGUACGCCUUUGUCUUCCGGGUCAAUACGCAAUUCUCUUGAACCGCACCAGCAAAAGUUGAUCGCAGGGAGUAGCCGCCCGCAACACAUUUGUCAACGUGGAUGCGAUAAAGUAUUCCAGAGUCCCAAAGACUUAGACCGGCACUAUACGACCAGAGCACAUGCAACAAGUAGCCGUGGGGUGUAUGUGUGUCGAUGCGGCUAUUCUAACGCUCGCAAAGACCACUACUGCAGACAUUUGGCCCAAAUGUCAUGUGUACCUCAACGUCUUCAUUUCCAAUGCAUUUGCUCGGAAGCAGCAAGCGAAGCGGAUAUUAAUGAGCAUAGAGCCCACGUGAAAUUGUGCAAAGUAGGGAGCCGAGCACGCGGACGACCAAGAAAGACAGCGGUGAAAGGCCAGCGCCUCCGAGUGUGUCAGCCUCCUAGCAAACGAUGA
This is a messenger RNA of Pochonia chlamydosporia 170, 684 nucleotides long. RefSeq lists its product as hypothetical. The record is from RefSeq and is a predicted model, not a curated record. The coding region runs from base 1 to 684 and encodes 227 amino acids. Lineage: Eukaryota; Fungi; Ascomycota; Sordariomycetes; Hypocreales; Clavicipitaceae. The transcript has a single exon.